Lasiosphaeria miniovina is the source of this 1059-nucleotide messenger RNA. Its product is annotated as His(2)-Cys(2) zinc finger-domain-containing protein. The annotation marks the transcript as partial. Gene Ontology annotation, molecular function: acyltransferase activity, transferring groups other than amino-acyl groups. NCBI's taxonomy places the organism in Eukaryota, Fungi, Ascomycota, Sordariomycetes, Sordariales, Lasiosphaeriaceae. The record is from RefSeq and is a predicted model, not a curated record. Gene Ontology annotation, cellular component: nucleus. The transcript has a single exon.
AUGCCGGCCAUGCUGGAUGAUCCGGCAGCCGCCACCAUCUACCGUGUCUCGGGAGACGCACCCUAUCCGGACCCUGCCCACCCGUCUCUGCCGCCCACCAUCCUCCCCCGCCGUGUAACGUUGCGGGACCGGCAGACGGUGGCCACGGUCGUCCCCUUUGCGUCCCGCCACCAGGUGCCCGAGUCCUUGUUGCGCUAUCUCAAUGACCAGUUCAACAAGGAGAUUGAGGGCGGGGACACGUAUCCCAUGAUGGACCCCAUGCCCUUUGACAAGUUCGCUUCUUACUGGUUCCAGAACUUUGCCGGCAUCAUGCUGCUUGGCAGCAUCGAGACGGCCGACGACGUUGAGGACGGCAAGGACUGGUCCAAGGAGUGUCUAGGCACCUUUUAUAUCAAACCCAACUACCCCGGCCGCAGCAGCCACGUGUGCAACGCCGGCUUCAUCGUCACCGACGCCUCCCGCAACCGCGGUGUGGGCCGGCUGAUGGGCGAGACCUACCUAGAGUGGGCACCCAAGCUGGGGUACACGUACUCGGUCUUCAACCUGGUCUACGAGACCAACGUGGCCUCGUGCAAGAUCUGGGACGCCCUAGGCUUCAAGCGCAUCGGGCGCGUCAAGGGCGCCGGCAAUCUCAAGAGUUACCCGGACCGGCUCGUCGAUGCCAUCAUCUACGGGCGAGACCUGGGCGAAGCGGCGGGUGGCGCCGGCAGCGAGGAACUUGUGAGUGAAGAGCGUUUCGACAAGAUCAAGUUCUACCUCAAGUACGGCCGCUAUCCGAACGGGGCUGACCGCGCCGAGAAAAGCAGGCUGCGUAGCGCCGCGACCCAUUACAAGUUGCUGGACGGCGACAUCCUGAUGCUCAAGGACAAGGAGGUCAUCUCAGACCCGCAGCGUCAGUAUGACAUUGCCAGGACUGUGCACAACCAGGCGCACGCGGGCAUCAACAAGACCACGGCAACAAUUGCCGAGCGCUAUCACUGGAGCCGCAUCAAGGAGACGGUCUCGGAUGUAAUUAGGAACUGCCUUGAAUGCAAAGAACUGGGCAAGGCCUCUUCGUCC